Anopheles nili is the source of this 7392-nucleotide messenger RNA. It is a transcript of the gene gpp, whose product is annotated as histone-lysine N-methyltransferase, H3 lysine-79 specific. Gene Ontology annotation, biological process: DNA damage checkpoint signaling; DNA repair; regulation of transcription regulatory region DNA binding. Gene Ontology annotation, molecular function: histone H3K79 methyltransferase activity. The transcript has 8 exons. The coding region runs from base 1 to 7392 and encodes 2463 amino acids. Gene Ontology annotation, cellular component: nucleus. NCBI's taxonomy places the organism in Eukaryota, Metazoa, Arthropoda, Insecta, Diptera, Culicidae. The record is from RefSeq and is a predicted model, not a curated record.
AUGGCCACACCGAAUUAUAAGGAGCUAAAGCUGCAGUCGCCGGCUGGAGCAGAACCGUUCCUCUACAACUGGCCAUUCUCGAUCGGUACAGGGCACGAUUCGGGCAUCGAGCUGAUUGAGAAUGUGCGGUGGGUGUGCGAGGAUAUGCCAGAAAUCAAGUCGGCGAUCGAGGAGAUCGAUCUCAACAAGCUCGACACGGGGGACUACGAUGCGAUGAAGAACUUAUGCGAUCGCUUCAAUCGGGCGAUCGACAGCGUGGCGGCAUUGGAAAAGGGAACGUCACUCUCCAACCAGCGGUUCACGUAUCCCUCGCGGGGAUUGCUAAAGCACAUCAUUCAGCAGGUGUAUAACCAGGCGGUUGUAGAGCCGGAAAAACUGAACCAGUACGAACCGUUUUCGCCGGAGGUGUACGGUGAAACGUCGUUCGAUUUGAUCUGCCAAAUGAUCGACCAGGUCAAGAUCACUGCGGAUGAUGUGUUUGUCGACCUGGGGUCGGGAGUCGGCCAGGUGGUGCUUCAGAUGGCCGCAUCAACACCGGUAAAAGUGUGCUUCGGUAUCGAGAAAGCCGACGUCCCAUCGAAGUACGCCGAGGGUAUGAAUACGACGUUCAAGCUGUGGAUGCGCUGGUUUGGCAAGAAGUACGGCGACUAUGAGCUGAUCAAGGGUGACUUUCUUGCCGAUGAACACCGGGAGAAGAUCACGUCGGCAACGAUCGUGUUCGUGAACAACUUCGCAUUCGGACCUCACGUCGACCACCAGCUGAAGGAGCGGUUCGCGGAUCUACGAGACGGUGCAAGGAUUGUCUCUUCGAAAAGCUUCUGCCCGUUGAACUUCCGCAUUACCGAUCGAAACCUAAGCGACAUUGGUACGAUCAUGCACGUUAGCGAAAUGAGUCCGCUUCGAGGGUCGGUCUCUUGGACCGGCAAACCCGUGUCCUACUAUCUGCACAUCAUCGAUCGGACGAAGCUGGAGCGUUACUUUCAGCGGUUGAAAACGAAGGGCAACGAGAACCAUCACGAUGCCACGAGUGGUGGAGGUGGCAGUGGGUCUCACUCGACUCGAUCGUCCCGGUCGCGCAAAGACAACAGCAAUCACCACUCGAAAGCGAUCACGAAUGACGAUAGUACCUCGGAGAGCGACACUGACGUGGUGGGACCGACGACGCGGAAGGCGUGGUCGGAUUGGAACAGCGGCAAGGAGUGCAAAUCGAGCCCGUCCGAAGAGGAGAACAACAAUUCGCCCGUUUUACGGAACGGUCGGAUUCCGGUUGCCACGAAGAAGCGUCGCAAAAUUACGCGCAACAAGGCGACGGGCAAGAAGUCUGUUCUUGCGGCAGCUAACGCGGCGGCUAACCGGGAUUUGGGAGUUGGUACUUCUUCCGUAGCUGCUGCCGCAGCCGCCGCUGCUGCUGCCGCCGCUGCGGCUAUGGUUGGUGGAAAGAAACGUGGACGCGUAAAGGGCAAAGGCCGACAGCGAAGACCUCUCAACAUUAUCGGGUUGGAUCUGCUGCACAACGAGACGCUGCUCAGUACGUCGGACCAGAUGAUUGGGAAGCGGUUGCCACCCGCGCCGGGAUGCGUGGAUCAGCAACUCACAUCGCUGGCGGGCGAUAUGCAACACAACGAACUGGAUAUCCCCGAGGCACCGUCGGAGACACCUUAUGCGCUACAGAUAUUAUUGGAUCUGUACAAGACGCAAUUUAUGAAGGCAAUCGAGGCAAUGCGGAAACCAUCGUACAAAGACAACGUUCAGCAGCAGUUCGAUCGUGAGAAGGAACGCAACCAGCGUCUAAUGAACCGUGCCGGGCAGCUGGAGAAACAAAUCAAGGUGCUGAUUGAUGACAGCGUGGCACUGCUAAAGGCGCGCAUGAACGAGCUGGGCAUUAGUACAACCAGCCAGAAUGACCUACUGUGCAAGGCGAAGGAGAUUGUUGGCCGGCACAAGGAACUGCAGGUGAUGGCGGCCAAGUUGCAGAACCAGGUGAACGUGAUCGAGCAGGAGCAGAAGCGGUUGGUGCUGCAGCACUUGUCGAAGCUUUCUACCGAACAGCAGCAGCAGCAGCAUCAACAACAGCAACAGUUGCACCCUCAGCUCCAGCAGCAGUACAUAAAGACGGAAGAUGUGGAAUUAACGUCCUCCAGUUCUAACGAACUGGUGCUGAAGGCGAUUGCGAGCACAUUGUCACAGCGUAAGAAGCUGUACGCGCAGGUCUCAAAUCUUGAGAAUGAACUGAAUUUGAUAGAGAAGUUGACCGAGGAGCGCAAGGCAAUGGGCGGAAUGGGUCCUACGGUUGCACCUAACAGUAACCAUAGCGCGUCGGCAGCUGCCGCUUCCACAACGACUAUUAUUGCUGUUGCACGAGCGACGGAGGUAAGGGAUAGGGAUCCGCCACUUGGGCUUAUGUCUCAUUCACACGCGAUGGCUACCGGAGGAAGCAUUCAACGGGAACAUAUCCACCCUGAGGGUGUAGGAAAAUUGUCCUCCGACUCCGUGCAUCCGUUGCAGCGAUCAUCGCAUGCCGGUGGAACCCAGCGCCCUUUACAUCCACCAUCGGUAGGUCCUGUUGUCCCACCUAUCGCCUCUCAUCAUGCGAAGCAGUGUUCCGGUGGAUCGUCACGGUCGGCCCAGAGAAAAUCUCGCGAGAAUCGUACCCGUUCUCAAGAGUGGCCAGAAAUUCCGGAUAUUGGUAAAAUCGAGGAAAACAAUCCGGAAAUUCUCGCUCAAAAGAUUCUUGAAACGGGCAGGCAAAUAGAGGCCGGCAAGCUACUCGCAGCUGGGAAACACGUUGCUAAAGACCGCGUUGGUGAUGCUAAGCAUUCGUCGGGACCUGUUGGGCAACACGGUGGACAAGCCACUGCACCAGUUCCACAUAUGGCGCAACAAUCGGCACCGGUUGCGUCGAGUUCGCAACCAUACCAAAAUCAGCAACCUCAGCAGCAACAAGCGCUCCAUCCUCAUUUGCAUCACCCAGACGCUGCGCUGAUGCCCGCACCGGCGUCGACGAUCAACAAAGUGCACCAUCGUAGCAGUAGCGCCAACAGCGGAAGCUCAUCCGGACCGAUUAGUACUGGUGGUGCACUUCCAAAAUGUUAUGUACCUGGUUCACAGUCGAAUGAACACCUCGGCGGUGGGGCACGAAGUGGCCCGGAGGGUGGAGGAGGGCGUGGUAACAGCAAGCUGCACGAUUCGCACAAGGUGGUCAACUUCGAGGAUCGGCUCAAGAGUAUAAUCACGUCUGUGUUGCAAGGAUCCCCGAAAACAAGUGGAUCGGGCUCUGCGGCUGCAGCAGGUGCAGUUCCUUCGACGAUACCUGUUGGCGUGCAGUUGAGCGGUGGUCAACGUGAAGCUCCCCAACACCGUAGUGGUAGUGGUGGGCAUCAACCAGCGAUGGUAGAUCCUGCAGGAUCACCAGUAAAAUCAGCCACGAUGGGUACCGUGUACGGGCCUUCAGCUGGAGGGAAGACGACAGUAUAUAGACAGUCAUCUCCGGGUGUUGGACCACAUCACCCGCAGCAUCCCCAGCAGCACCAAGCACCGUCACAAAUGAUGCCUAUCGCUCAUGAUAUGUCUGCAAGAUCGUCUUCCGGAGGUCAAGGUCCUAGUUCUUCAUCACACGUUCCGGGUCAUCAACAUCUACAUCAACAGCAGCAUCUUCAACAUCAGCAACAGAUUCAGGCUAGUUCGGCACAACACCAACAGCAGCAAAUGCUGCAUCAUCAACCUCAUGGGCAACCUCUUCAUCAUCAGCAGCAGCUGCAGCAACAACAGCUUCAGCACCAACAAUUCCAGAUGCAGCAGCAGCAGCAACACUCUCAUCAACAACAAACGGGAAUGCUUAACGUGAUCACGAAUGCCGCCCACCAUCUAAACCCAAGCACAUCGAUCGCGACUUCGCCUGUGCCAACAUCAUCGUACAAAAUGCAUCCCACCGGGCCCGGAGCAAGUGGCGCCGUCGGCAACGCUCCGACGAAGAUCUCACCGAGCUCCAAGUAUUAUCCAAAAGGCGCUGGCAUUGCCAGUAUGAGCAGUCAUUCACCGGGAUCAUCUGUGCUGAGCACCCAUCAGCAAAUCAUCCAGCAGCAGGAACGUGAGCGAGAGCGUGAACGAAUGGACCGGGAGCGUGCAAUGAUGUACGUGCCUGCUGCACACGGCGGCGGAAUGCCCAUCGACUAUCCGCAACACGCUUUGCAUCAUCAUCACCACCGAGGUGAUGGCAAAAUGCUUGAAUUCAAAGCGCCGGAAAACUUCCGCUACGAUCCGCGAGCCGGUGGCAACUCAUCAACAGCUGGCGGUGCGCCACUGAUAAACGACGCAGGUGUCGUACUUCAGAGUCAUUCGCGCAGUUCUUCCACUAACUCGCUUGAUAGUAUUCCGGCCGGUGACUACGGUCCUCCCGGAGGAGCUCGUUAUAUGACGAUGAACAGCGGUUCCGGCGGUCAACAGCAGCCUAUCCCGUUGGUGACGCAUUCACCAGGUGUCGGAUCACAAGGAUCUUCCCAGCAGCACGGUGGUAACAAUUCGCGACCUGGUUCGACCUCCUCCCAGCCAGACUACACGCAAGUAUCACCGGCGAAAAUGGCGCUACGUCGGCAUCUCUCACAAGAGAAGCUAACCCACCCAUCGGUAAGUGGAUCCGCAGCCCCGAUCGGUGGUGCUGGAAGUGGUGCCUCGUCCGGAGGUGGUAUGGGUACCGUGAAAACGAUUGGUGAUCUGGUGAACGGUGAAAUUGAGCGAACGCUCGAGAUCUCAAACCAAUCGAUCAUUAAUGCAGCGAUCAACAUGUCCGCUCAUCAGCAACCACCGUCGACGGUCGCUUCCGGCAGCACAUCGGGUGUGGUUGCUGGCGGCGGUCCUCCCUCUGGGGGCAACACGGUAAUCAACACAAACGUGCAACGUCCCGAGCGCGUCAGUAUUCGCCUGCUGGAGGAGAGCGGCCAAUUGUCGGCCGGAAGUGCGGCUGCUCCUUCGAGUAGCAGUGGCGGUGGCAGCGGCACGUACAGUCCUAUAUCGCGUCCAGGCAGCGUCGGAGAUGCUUGCAGCAAGUCACCAGUUCAUCAUCUGCACGGUCCGAAUGCGCUGGUGCAAGUUGGAGCAUAUAAUCCGAAAACAGGCAGCCACAAAGGUGGAGGUUCAACUGUGCCAAGUACAAUCGUAUCACCUCGGGGAUCGUCCCAGCAGCAGCAGUAUUCGCCGGUUCCGGGAAGUGGCGUUGUCGGUGUAGCUGGAGGAUCUGGAGCAGUUUAUCAGUCGGGCCGUGGAUCUGACCGACAUCAUGCGGGUGGUGAAUCGAUGCCUUACAUGGCGUUGCCUCGCGCGGAUAUGAAACCGUACCUUGAGUCGUACUUUACUGAUGAGCACAAUAAACGACAACAGCAGCAGUUGCAUCAGCAACAUCUGCAUCACCCCGUUCAAUCACCCUCACCGUCCUCGAUGUCAUCCUCUGGAAUGGGUCAUCAUCAGCAGCAGCAUCUGCAGCACCAGCCACCGCAUGCUAUGCAUCGCGGAAGCCAUCCGAUGGAUAUCCCAAGAGGUUCGGCAAUGAUGAGCGAGUCUGCGCUGAUGUCGCGCUCACGGGGCGAGAUGGUUUUGAUUGACGAAAACCGAAUGGAACGCCUCAAUGGCGGACCACCGCUGGAAGGACUUGCCGCCUCCUUGCAGGCACGCGUGAUCGCCACGCUAAAGAUUAAGGAAGAGGACGAAGAACGCCAUCGGCGCGAUUUGGACAUCCAUCAUAGCAUUUCAGCAACCACCAACAGUAGCAGUAGCAGGAAUAAUUUAACCAAUACCAACAGCAAUAUCCACGGUGGAAGCCUUCAGAUAGUACAAACUGCACACAUUAAGUCUGAAAAAUACACCUCAUCAUCAUCUUCAUCAUCUACUUCGUCAUCCUCCUCAACUUCUUCAUCGAUUGCUUUGAAACGUACCUCACCGAUUGUGGAGCACCCGCCUGGUACACGACCGCCCAAAAUGCUAUACACGGCAUCGACAGGCGCCCCAGGAGUGGUCACUGACUGCUCGGAUUCCAUGCUAUCCGGCAACCCGGACAUGCUGCACGUGCCACGUGGUGUCACAAACAGCGUCUCGGGUAGCCAUAGCCAUUCAGGCGCUCGUGGUGGUCUGCUAGUAGCACCGCCGCUAGUGAUGAGCCCGGAAAUAAAUUCACUCUCAUCCGUCGUAGACGAUGGGCGCCAUCAUCAUCAGCUGCACAUUCGCCACAACCAUCAUUCACGCAACGAUGUUGACGAUGAUGUGGUCGGCGAUGAUGAAUCGAGCUGGCACGAUCGCGUCAGUUCCGGUUUCGAUAGGCUGGUCGCGUUCGCAUCGACCGAGCUGGAUAAAACGCGUCGCUCAAACGAUGAUGCACCAGCAUCGUCCGCGAGUUGUACCACCUCGCCGGACAGUGGGAUCAACCAGAGCGACCACAGCAGGACGUUUCUGUCGUCCUCGUCGUCGUCAUCGCAGCUAGAUGUUCCGCCGAGCAUCGCCAGUGCCGGAAGCAGCAGCAGCAGCAGUAGCAGCAGUAGCAGCAGCAGCAGUACAAGCAGCAUCGGAAGUCACGGAGGUGGUAGUGGACAGCAGCACGGUGGCCAUGCCGUGGUUCCUGGUGGCCUAAUGCUGAAGCACAUGGUACCGAUCAUCAAGUCGUCUCCAGCCGAACCAGUCGACAGUCCCCCGUUGUCAGAUGUGGGGUUGCCGCGUACGCCCAGUCCGUCCUCGAGUCCGCCGAUGCUAUUCGGACAUCCCACCGCAACUAGUACGAUCGCCACCGGAGGUGGAAGCUCGACAGCGGUCGUCCAGUCGUCGCAUCUACAUCCGGGAGGUGCAAGUGGUACCGUAGGUGGGCCUUCCGGAAGCAACUCCAACAGUUUGGGCAUCCCGCUGAAGUACCAGCGUCAGUCGAAAUCGUCCUCGUCAUCGUCGGAAAAGCAUUACAAGAAGAAGUUCCGCGAGCGUAACUGGGAGGAGUAUGAGGAGAGUCUCAGCGGUGGACGCAAUAGUGCAAUUAGCGGUGGUGAACCGAUGGAACAUCAGGACUUCGGACGAGAUACCAUGGCCGGUGAUGGACUUCCGUUGCGAGUCGGUGCGACCAGCAGCCCCAACGUGUUGCCAAUGGACGGAGGAAAUUCGAAUCCAUCGUCUGUUGCGUCUGCCAUGCCAGUAGAACUCGACAAAGACCACGGAGAUGCUUUCCACCAUCAGAUACAGCAGCAGCAGCAGCAGCAACAACAACAACAACAGCCUCAACAACAUCACCAUAAGCAUAAAUCGGCAAAAUUUCGGCCGAAAGGCAAGGAUUGGAACUGGGACGAUGAGCAUUCGAACGCCUCGUCUGGUUCGACGGCAUCAACAAGGACCGGUGGUCGCUCGGGAGGCAAUACAACUACGACCUGA